Molecule: messenger RNA, 717 nt
Organism: Adineta ricciae
Lineage: Eukaryota; Metazoa; Rotifera; Eurotatoria; Adinetida; Adinetidae
Source: the annotation of a GenBank genome assembly
AUGUUUGCCUGGUUUACGAACAAAUUGGCGGAACUAGAAGAGAAGGAAAAAGCAAAUUUAAUGCCAGCUUUUUACAGUUGGACAGUCGGUCUUGAUCUGUUUGGUGAUGAAUCAGGUUUUCCAUACUGCCCAUUUGUGGCACCCUCGUUCAUUAAUUUUAUUCAAAAACGGCGAAAAAUUUCGAAAGAAACUCCCGAUCUCGAGCGCAACCUUUUUGGUGUUCGUGUUCAUUGUGGUGAAAACGUUAUGUUUGCUGAUACUGAAAUUCCAGGAUAUCGACUAUUUAUCGCGCAUAUGUAUAUCAUUUUCCGCUGUUUGUUAUUUCUCCAAAAAGAACUCCAGUAUGGUAUUCGAAUUGGUCAUGGCAUCGCAUUCGAUCGUAUUCUCGGUGGUACAAUGAGCGAAUCAAGAUAUCGAAAGUCGUCAGUGAUAUUGGCAGACAUUCAAGAACGGGCUCAAGAUCUAAUGAAAACAAUAGCUUUUGAGGUCAAUAUUACGAGUAAUGAAUAUUUACUAGGUCAAACAUUACGUCAAGGAGAUGCUGGGCGACCACUUCGUCUUGGCGGCUUAUUUGACAAAGUACCAAUCAUUCUUGCAACUGAUGACGACGGAGUUUGGCCGAUUGAUCAUUGUGCAUUCGUUCAUCCUGGGCAUCAUUCGUUAACCGCUGAAUAUUGUCGAGCAAUUUCGUCUGGUUUAAUUGAUAAGACUGAUUAG